Messenger RNA from Zonotrichia albicollis (white-throated sparrow), 1032 nucleotides. NCBI's taxonomy places the organism in Eukaryota, Metazoa, Chordata, Aves, Passeriformes, Passerellidae. The record is from RefSeq and is a predicted model, not a curated record.
GGCAUCGAUUUCUGUCCUGGCCAGAGCGUGGAUGGAGUGACCACACACACCCAGGAGGAGCACACCUACCUGCCCCUGCUCUUCCACCUGGGCAGGGACCCUGGGGAGAAGUUUCCCUUGAGCUUUGCCAGCGAGGAGUACCAGCAGGCUGUGGAACACAUCUCAGGGCUGCUGCAGCAGCACAGGGCCACCCUGGUGCCAGGCCAGCCCCAGCUGAACGUGUGUGACCAGGCUGUCAUGAAUUGGGCCCCUCCGGGCUGCGAGAAGCUUGGGAAGUGCCUGAAAGCACCCGAGUCUGAUCCUAAGAAAUGCUCUUGGCCUCACUGAUGGCUGCAGCCCUGCAGAGCUGCCCACAGGACAUCCAGUGUGCAAUGCCUGCUCCUGUUGGCACUCCUGUUUACACAGGAAGGGUGUGAUGUGUGCAUGAUAUCAUCACUUGCUCUUCCAAAAGGGCCAGUGUUUAUAUUCCUCAUGCUCAGGGUUUAGCCUCUACUCCUCUCUCCCCCCAGCUCUUUCCCUACAUGGUAACUCCAGGGAGAUUGGGUCAGCUGGAAAAGCUCUCUGGACUCUGCCACCAGCUCCAGAAUGCCCUGGAUCACUCCUGUUCCUCCCACCCAGCCUUGCUCCCUCAGCUGCCCCAACAGGAGCCACGGGACAGUCAGGAAACUCAGAGCUGCCAGAGAGCCCUGCCCAAGCUGCCCAUGUUUUGUUUGCCUGUGGCUUGUUGUUUUAACAUUUCAUUUCCAUUGUGAGCUCUGGACAUCAACUUGUUUUUGCUUUCUCCCCAAAUCUGUGAGCUCUGGGUGCAAAUCAGGGAUCCCUCCUGCUCACAGCUAUGGGGUUUGAUCCAGGGAGAAUGCUCUGAGUUCCUUCCAUGUGUAGCUGCAAACAUUCCCAGGUGAUGGUUUCAGGAAAGGUGGGGAUUGUGUUCAGGUGAGGGCUGGAUUGGGGUUACAGCCCCUGCCAAGGCCUGAAGGAGCUCCAGGAGAGCUGGAGAGGGAAUUUGGGCAAGGGAUGGAGGGACAGGACACA